AACCGAACGAGGCAGCGAGCAAGAAAUUCCAUUCCUGUCGAAAUCUGUAAUUCCUCCUUGCUGGCUGCUUUUCCUCGUGUGCGUGCUUUCUUCUGUGUCACUGUGUGCGAAGGGCUUUGCUAUUAUUAUUAUUUUAAAUAUAGCUUGCCCCGGGGCGGGGGAAUCGCACAAGGAAAGAGCCGGCGAGCAGCCUAUCUCUCAGAAGAAAAGAGAGAGCCUCGCAGCACAGGAGCUGGCUUCACUCGAGUGUGCAGUUUAGAAGUCAAAACAAAACAAAACAAAACAAGCAAACCAAAAGAUUUUUUCCAAGUGCCACCGUUUUGGAGGAGGCUGAAGAAAAAGAACCCCAAACUGGCUAAAUGCUGAAGGAUGCAGGCAGACAGGGGCACAGAGCGAACCCAAACGCAGUUUGAGCGUGGGCUCUAAAGUGCAAUCCAGGCUGGGCCAAAAGGUGCAGUUAGUGACAAAAAUCAGCAUGGAGCAGAACGUGUAAUCACUGAUCUGGGGCUGAAAAUGAUCCUGAAAUGCAACAGAAGUCAGAAAUGCAACAGAAUAUCAGGCGUAUUAUGGAAGAUGCACUAUAAAUAAGAGCAUAUCUAAUUAUUUCAAGAGAAAGAUGCCGGACAGAAUCUUUAAUCAACUUUCUUAACAGGGAAGCAAGAGCUCUGCUGCUUUGUAUGGCAAGCUAUUUUAAUACUGCUGUGUUCAAAAUUGUGUGAUUACAGUUACCAAUGGCAAUAAGAUGUAGCUCCAGAGGGGAGUCCUAGUGGCUGCAAAAGUUUUUUCUCUCUUAUUUCUACAAUAUUUUUGCUCUCUCAAGCCUCAAGUCCACGGUCUCUAUCAUCUAGUUUGGCUUUGCUUUUUACCUGGGUUUUCAGUGCCAACUCUGGACUUCCUAUGGAACAGAAAACAAAACAUUUUGGCAUUUGGAGUAAUUCUGGUAUGUUUUUCUACAUCGUGCUAAUGGUAAAAAUGCAGUUGACAAAGGAUUGGGCUCCACCAACUUCUGCCACAGACAGUUGAGGAAUGCAAAGCCUGAUGGUGACAAAGGGUGACCGUUUCCUAUUUUUCACCGUUUAUCUCACCGAUUUCAGACUUAGCAAUGGAUACCCUUUGUGAUGAGGAAAGCUCUGUGAACCCAACUGCAAACUCCUUAAUGCAAAUAAAUCAUGAGAGGAGACUCUACAGAAACGUUUACGGACCAGGAGAGACUAAUGUGUCACAUUUCUGUAACUUGACUGCAGACUCCGAAAACCUGACCAAUCUUUCAUGUGAAAGUCCUCCGUGCUACUCUUCCCUCUUUCAGCUCUCAGAGAAAAACUGGCCAGCUCUGCUGACAGUGAUAGUGAUUGUUUUAACCAUUGCUGGGAAUAUUCUUGUCAUCAUGGCUGUGUCACUGGAGAAAAAGCUGCAGAAUGCCACUAACUAUUUUCUCAUGUCACUUGCAAUAGCUGAUAUGCUGCUGGGUUUCCUUGUCAUGCCCGUGUCAAUGUUAACCAUACUGUACGAAUACACGUGGCCUCUGCCUAAGGAGCUGUGUGCCAUUUGGAUCUACUUGGACGUGCUUUUCUCCACUGCCUCCAUCAUGCACCUCUGUGCCAUCUCAUUGGAUCGUUACAUUGCCAUUCGAAAUCCCAUCUACCACAGCAGGUUUAACUCAAGAACAAAGGCUUUUGCAAAAAUAAUCGCUGUUUGGACCAUAUCAGUUGGUAUCUCCAUGCCUAUCCCUGUCUUUGGACUGCAAGAUGACUCCAAAGUGUUUAAGAAAGGCCACUGCCUUCUUGCAGAUGAGAAUUUUGUGCUAGUAGGCUCCUUUGCGGCAUUCUUCAUCCCUCUAACCAUCAUGGUGGUCACUUAUUUUUUAACUAUCAAGUCACUGCAGAAAGAAGCCAUGCUGUGCGUGAAUGACGUUGGCCCAAAGACCAAGUUUGCUUCUUUUAGUUUCCUCCCUCAGAGCUCCCUUUCUUCAGAGAAACUCUUCCAGCGCUCUUUGAACAGGGACGUGGGGACCUCUGGGAGGAGAACCAUGCAAUCCAUCAGCAAUGAGCAGAAGGCUUCCAAGGUCCUUGGCAUUGUCUUUUUUCUGUUUGUUGUGAUGUGGUGCCCGUUUUUCAUCACCAAUGUGAUGGCUGUAAUCUGUAAGGAGUCGUGCAGUGAAGAAGUCAUUGAUGGGCUACUUAACAUAUUUGUUUGGAUUGGGUACCUUUCUUCAGCUGUCAACCCACUUGUGUAUACGUUGUUCAAUAAGACCUACCGCUCAGCUUUCUCUCGUUACAUUCAGUGUCGCUACAAGGAGGAGAAGAAACCUUUCCAGCUGAUUUUGGUGAAUACUAUCCCAGCGCUUGCGUAUAAUUCUAGCCAGCUCCACCUGGCUCAAAUGAAGAGUUUGAAAAAAGAGGCAAAAUUGAUGACCAAGGAUUAUUCGAUGGUCAAGAUUGGAAUACGCCAUAUGGAUGGUACCUCAAAGGGAAGCAUCAGUCCAGGGAACGAAAAGGUCAGCGGCGUGUGACUCUACCAGCUGUUGGCAGCUGCCAUGACAACCCCAAGCAUACACUGAGAAUUUCAUCUCGUGGUGAGAUGCUCUGAGAGUGCAAGAAAAUCAGCCAUGUCUGAGAGACCCUCCAGUAACAUCACAUACGCCUCAUGUUAUCCUGUUGAUGAAAAGCAGGGUGGAAUGGUAUUAAAUGUGCAAUUUUUUUUCAUACAGUACUUUGGCUGUUUUAAGCACAGGCUUUAUUAAAAUUAUUUUUUUAAUAAUAUAAGGGAUAUAUUUCUUAAAGAAAAAAAAAAUGCAAUUUCUGGUAUUAUAAUUAUGGGCUGCAAAGAAACCUACGCAUUUCUCCUCUCUUUGCAAAUGAAAGCUAAGCUGUCCUUUGAUUUCCUUGCAGGGUAGGCUCCAGCUAGUUCAUUUUCCUGCAGUGGGAUUUUCUUAUCAUUAACUGAAUGAGCACUUUAUGAAACUUUAAAUAAAAUGAUGGUUAAUUUACUAAUAUAUAUUUAAAAUACGUUUUAAAGCAUUAAAGAAAAAUCUAUUAAAACCUGUAUAGAUGAAUUAUAUAGAAAUUUUGGUAACUGUUUUUAUGGCUGUUUUUUUCUUCCAAGUGACCAUUCUGAAAUGUUAAUGGACAUUUCCGCCACUUGUUCUGAGUUCAAAUUUGCAGUCUUCAGAAGUAAAUUAUACUUGAAUGAUCCCUUGUUUCUAUCACCAUUCUUAAUCUUCUAUUUCACAUCUUGCACUUUAUUUCCAUUCUAAAAAAUUCAUCUGUUCUAACAUAAAACUUGAAAGUAAUUUUUUCAAAAGUCAUUAUUGGACUUGAUUCUCUGCUCCUUCCCACUGCUGUUGACAGGGAAGUGAAGUGAUAGAAGAGUGGAAAAUCAAGCACAGGACUGCUAAGUAAUUUCAAGAAUGAUUCCAUGCCUCUGCUUGAUUCCAGCAGAGCUUGAUUUAAAUAAUGUCAGUGAAAGUUUUGCAUGAGAAAAUCCUUUAGUGAAAGGUUUCAGCAGAUUCUCUCUCACCAUUUCUCUUUGGUUAAAAAGGCCAUUAUGAAGGUGUCCUUCUAGAUUUCUUUUUUGUGCUCAUAGAGUCAGAAUUAUUCAAAACCUUCUACUUGUUCAAAUUUUUUUUCCCUGGUUUCGCUGUUUUGCUGUUAUGGUAGGAUUGCUCAGGAAUGAUAGGUAGCUUGCACUACUAGGACUCAGCCUUAAUGAAACAUGUUUGGGCAAAUUGGGCCCACUUUAAAAUACCAGGACUUAUCAACAGCACCAUAUUUCACCCGCACAGCUCCAAGGGCAGGACGCAUUACAUAAAGAACAUCAAAUACAUUUUCUGGAAGAAUGUUGUGUGACGACUUUCAGGCAUCGUGGACAUUUUAAUUAAAGUUAGUGGGACUGUGCUGGAGAGCAGAAGCACAAACGUUGCAUCAAAACUUCAGUCCAAGCAUUUGAUUCAUUACAUGAAUUUUACGGUCAUAAGUAGGAUGCAUUCCAGUUUCAGAUCCUGUCCAAUCUGUAAAAAUAGUACUACCUAUCCAGAAGCCAAACUCCAAUGCCUUCAUCAUUUAACAAGUCCUUCUCUUGAAGCUGAUCAGUUUCUGUAGAAGAAUUAAAUAUCCACUAGGGUAAAGAAGGGGAGGUAAACAAAUCUUAUUCAUCCGGCAGGGUUUGGCUCAGAAAAGGAAGACCUUCAAUUUAAAAUAUUGAAUUCUGUGGUAAAAGAAGACUUAGACCUUGAGUGGUUGUUCAGCUGAUUUCCAAGCAGCCACUUUUAUUAUUCUUCUACCUGUUACCAGUAAGUUAACUAAAUCUGAUGGGGUUUGGGGACAGUUUCCUCCAUAGAAUAUGGAUAGGAUGGGAUAGGUCACAGCACAUCAUUCACGGGCAUGUGGCCAUUAAUGGUUACCACCCAAAAACUGGGACCUUUGGAUCCCAUGACAUAUCAACUGGUACACCAUAUAUUGUGCUCAACAAGAUGAUUGACGCAAACAUUUGGACACCAGACUGAAAGCACAAGAGCUUUAGCAAAAGGAAAAAUCAGCUCACUGUUUCUCCCUCUCUAUACCCUCCCAAUUCCCUCAUAGCACUACAAGAGGAGUGCAAACUCACAGCUCCACACAGGCAGAGAAGGGAUUUCAUGGGGAAUCUGCAAAACAUAGCUGAGCACAAGGACAGCUACGAAUCAGGUGGGAACAGUGGGUUAAGUUAACCCACUUAACAGUAUUUGUUAAGGAGUUUGAUACAGACCCUAAAUCAGCAGGUUUGAGCCAAGGCCAACCACCAGCUCUUAUUACACCAUCCAGCCAGCAUCACUCCAGGGUACCCCACAGAACACGGUGUUGAGAACCUCCUGGUGCCCAGACAUCUCCUCUCUGCAAAUGGAAGAUGGUUUUGAGAAUUCACCCUUGAGAACUCCAGGGGAAAGGUAGGGAGCAAUAAAACCUAAGUCCUGUGAGUAGGGAGCUCUGGAUCUGGCACCAAACCAGAUUGCCUUCAAAUGAGGAAUACUGAUCGAAGUAACCCAAGAAGGAGGGGAAAGGAAACACAGGUGCUGGUAAAAGUGGAGGGAAAUGCUACCUUUAGUACAAUUUUGUUGCAUUUCUUUCAAGUCCUUUCAAGAGAAAUGAGGGUAAGGGACAGAGAGCCCUUGUCCUGUUGACCAUCUGUGUCAGGGAGCAGAGCUGACCUGUGUACCAUAAAAUGUAUACGGGCACCCUGCACUUUUCCACAGCUCAGUUCUUCCAGAUCUCCUGUUGCUGCUCAGCACAGUCUCCCCUACUCAGCUGCUCUUAAUAAGCUGCUGCUGAACAUUACACAUCACUGCCGAUGCUCUCUGCUUACCAUCUGCAUUUCACCCACAUGGCAGUGUAAAUCAGCCUGCCAUCUCUCUUUCCUUUCACCUUCUGUUCCUCUUUCACAAUGUGAAAUUGCUCAGGUUGCAAAUACUGACAGGGAAUGUUUCAAUGCAAACAGAAAGGGUUUCAAUUACUUGCUUGAUGUUUCAUUAGAACUCUGAACAUGAAAUCCUUUCCCACUUAUUAAAACAAAACCUGUGUUUGGGGCCUAAGAGACUUGACAGUUUUUCUUUAAUUAACAGCUGGAGGCAACAUAACAUUUAUUUUUGGUUAGAAGCGGGGAUAUCUGAUGCCAGAGAUUAUAACACUGCUAGCACUCAGAUAGAUGGCUUUAUUGAGAGAGCAGCAGCUUCUGCCCAAGAAACCUCUCUAAGCCAGGAAUGUGCAGCAAAUGAAAACCACAAUCUCCAGCUCCUUAUGAAGAUAUCUGACAGUUUUGGAAGGACCGAUUCUGCCACUUCGCACCGAAAUUUUAAUAGAUUUUUUCUCUGUGGUUUGCCUUAGGGAUGAUGACAGAGUCAAGUCUGAAUUUGUAGCACCCACCGUACCAGUUCUGCAGGAGGCUGUUAAUCAGGAGAUGGCAAUGAUAAGUCAUGAUACUGCUGCCAGAUCUCAAAGUUCAGCCAUUUUCAACCAGAAUUUGUUGACAGGCUUGGGACGAACACAACUGUUUGAUAUGACCAGCUUCAGAGCAACAACUCCAUCUUGUAAAAUAAAAGUGAGUGUUUUCAUUUUGCAUCAGACCAGAAUGGAAAUUGUGAAAAUUUCCAGGAAAAAAAAAAGAAGAAGAAAAGAAAAGAGACAUUCACACUGACUAGAUCAGAGGUCAGGGCCUUCCCCUGCCAUACAGGAAAAGCAUGACGAGUCAGUCUGUCACAUCCACAUCUAACAGAACUGCUGCAUCUGAAAAAUGCUUUAACUGACAAUUUUUUGAGCAGUUCUACAUUUUAUUACUGCUGAGACUGCAUCUGAGAAAUGCCCAAAGACAUGAAGCUCACCAUGUAUCUCCUAAGCUGGUGUGCAUACUUUAUACACUUCAGGGUAAAGCAUCCUAAGUAUCGAUCCCAUCCAGCUGAUCAUGCACUGUACUUAUGUAAUUACUGGCAAAUGGUGAGAUGCAUUCUAUUUUGAAUACUUGUAUCUUUGCUUAUGUAAAUACAUAGAGAAAAAUGUUUGCUGUAUUUUGUAAAUGCUAAUGUAAAACGGUGUUCUAAAGCUUUAUUGUUUUGCCAGAUCCCACUGCUCAUAAAGCAGAUUAAAAUAUUCAAAUUCCAUCAGUUGUUUUAUAAACUGGAGGUUUGUCUGAAAUAGUAAUUUUCAUAAAAUCAUAGUAUGGCCUGGGUUGAAAAGGACCACAAUGAUCAUCAAGUUUCAACCUCCCUGCUAUGUGCAGGGUUGCCAACUACUACACCAGGCUGCUUAGAGCCACA
Molecule: messenger RNA, 6778 nt
Organism: Lagopus muta (rock ptarmigan)
Lineage: Eukaryota; Metazoa; Chordata; Aves; Galliformes; Phasianidae
Gene: HTR2A
Product: 5-hydroxytryptamine receptor 2A
Exons: 4
Coding region: 1103-2509 (468 amino acids)
Biological process (GO): chemical synaptic transmission; G protein-coupled receptor signaling pathway, coupled to cyclic nucleotide second messenger
Cellular component (GO): plasma membrane; dendrite
Molecular function (GO): neurotransmitter receptor activity; G protein-coupled serotonin receptor activity
Source: RefSeq, a predicted model, not a curated record